This is a messenger RNA of Verticillium alfalfae VaMs.102, 357 nucleotides long. RefSeq lists its product as hypothetical. Lineage: Eukaryota; Fungi; Ascomycota; Sordariomycetes; Glomerellales; Plectosphaerellaceae. The record is from RefSeq and is a predicted model, not a curated record. Gene Ontology annotation, cellular component: EMC complex; membrane; endoplasmic reticulum. Bases 1 to 357 code for a protein of 118 amino acids. Gene Ontology annotation, biological process: protein folding in endoplasmic reticulum; autophagosome assembly. The transcript has 2 exons.
AUGCCGUCCGAACGCGACUACCAGAUCGCCCCGAUCGUCCAAGAAUCCAUCAUACACAACACAAAGUCCCUGUCCAACCUCCAGAACAUCACGGCCUCCCUUUUCGGCGUCGCCGCCGGCAUCCUCGGUCUCGAGUCCUACGCCGGCUUCCUCUUCUACUUUGCCCUGGCCGCCCUCGUCACGACCCUCACCUACGUCCUGCGCAUCGCCCCCACGUCCACCGCCGCCGGCCUGCCGCCGCUGAGCACGGCGCGCUACUUCCGGUCGCCUUUUGACUUUUGGGUCGGCGGCAUCUUCAGCGGGCUGCCGGGCUUCAUCUUGACGUGGACGCUGUUCUUCGGCAUCGUGCGGGCGUGA